This is a messenger RNA of Ostrinia nubilalis (European corn borer), 1826 nucleotides long. RefSeq names its product dihydropyrimidinase (gene CRMP). Gene Ontology annotation, biological process: pyrimidine nucleobase catabolic process. Gene Ontology annotation, cellular component: cytoplasm. NCBI's taxonomy places the organism in Eukaryota, Metazoa, Arthropoda, Insecta, Lepidoptera, Crambidae. Bases 153 to 1826 code for a protein of 557 amino acids. The record is from RefSeq and is a predicted model, not a curated record. The transcript is spliced from 13 exons. Gene Ontology annotation, molecular function: dihydropyrimidinase activity.
CGUAGUAAACUCAAUGGAAUAAUCAGUAGGCAUUUCGUCGAUAGCAAAGCUUGUAGCGCGGGCCAAACGAAUUAAAAAUACAAACCGUGAUAACGCCUACUCGAAUUUCAAAAAUAAACCUUGUGUUGUGUGAACUGUGAGUUCUUGUGAUAAUGGCUAACGCACCGGUGAAGAAGGUCCCCAUCCAUUUGCAGAGCUCCCAAAACCGUCUCCUCAUCAAAAAUGGAAGGGUCGUCAACGAUGACGGCAUGGAAGACGCUGACGUCUACAUCGAAGAUGGCGUCAUCAAACAAGUGGGCCGCAACCUCAUCAUCCCCGGGGGAACUCGCACCAUUGACGCGACCGGGAAACUGGUGAUCCCGGGAGGAAUCGAUCCCCACACCCACUUUGAGUUGGAAAUGAUGGGUGCCAAGGCUGCUGACGACUUCUACAAGGGGACCAGAGCGGCGGUAGCUGGAGGAACUACUACUGUCCUUGACUUCGUUCUACCUCAGAAGGGGCAGUCCCUUGUGGAAGCUUACAACAACUGGAGACAGAAGGCUGACGGCAAGGUAUGCUGCGACUACGGUCUCCACGUGGGCGUGACCUGGUGGUCUCCUGCCGUGAAGAAGGAAAUGGAGAAACUGACCUCCGAGGAGUACGGAGUGAACUCCUUCAAGAUGUUCAUGGCGUAUAAGGACGCGUGGAUGCUGGACGACUAUGACCUUUCUUGCGCUAUGGAAACGUGCACUGAGCUGAGGGCUUUGGCUCAGGUUCACGCCGAAAACGGCCACAUCAUCGCCCGGAACACCGAGAAACUUCUAGAGGCAGGAGUGACCGGCCCUCACGGCCACCAGCUGUCCCGCGACGAGGAGGUGGAGGCCGAGGCCGUCAACCGCGCCUGCGUCAUCGCCAACCAGGCGAACUCCCCGCUGUACAUAGUCCACAUGAUGUCCAAGAGCGCUGUCCAAGCCUUGGAGAAUGCGCGCGCGCGCCAGAAGCCGCCUGUGUAUGGAGAAACCCUGGCUGCCACUGUUGGCACUGAUGGUACCCACUACCGCAACUCGUGCUUCCGUCACGCGGCCGCGCACGUUCUUUCUCCGCCGCUGCGGCCGGAUCCUUCUACCCCCCAGGCCAUGUGCGAGGCCUUGGCUGAUGACCGCCUGCAGUUGAUCGGCAGCGACAACUGUACCUUCCAUGAGAAGGACAAGGAGAUUGGCAAGAAUAACUUCUCGAAGAUUCCCAAUGGAGUCAACGGGGUCGAAGACCGCAUGGCCAUCUUGUGGCAGAAGGCUGUUAACACUGGAAUUAUGGACCCGUGCCGCUUCGUAGCCGUCACCAGCUCAAACGCAGCCAAGAUAUUCAACCUGUGGCCGGCGAAGGGCCGCGUGGCCGCCAAUAGUGACGCGGAUAUCGUGGUGUGGGACCCGCGCCUCGAGCGCACCAUCUCUGCUGCCGCCCACCGGCAUGCCGUGGACUUUAAUAUCUUCGAGGGCCAGCACGUGGUGGGCAGCCCCCAGUACGUGAUCGUCAACGGGCGAGUGUGCCUCGAUGACGGGGACCUCCGAGUAGCUGAGGGGUCAGGUCGCUUCCUCAAGACUCCCGUCAACAGCCCCUACAUCUACGGCGCCGGCUCGCUCCGCUCGGCGCCCGCUUCUCCGCAGCAGGAGGCGGCUAACGGGACCAACGGGAACUCCACGCCUACCCACCACGAGCUGACGCUGGUAAACAAGCAGCUGGAAGCCAUGUCUGUGUCUUCGGGCUGCAGCACGCCCACCGGCCGCAAGAUGCGCGAGCUCGGCCAGCGAGACCUGCAGAGCUCCACCUUCUCCAUCAGCAGUGAGUAG